Messenger RNA from Durusdinium trenchii, 2308 nucleotides. Lineage: Eukaryota; Dinophyceae; Suessiales; Symbiodiniaceae. The record is from the annotation of a GenBank genome assembly.
GUUCUUUGUAGCGCAGAAGAGGCAGAUAGGCAAUGAUCUAGAGGCAGAUAGCUUUCCUUUUCUGGCUUACGAUCAUUUACAUCGAUAUGCGGAGGUCUCUAGGCCAGGACAUGUUGCACAUGUCGAUCUUCAUUUUAAUAUGUUGCAAAACGGUGUUCUUUCGCUUUUUGAGCCGUCAAUGACCUACACUAGACACGAGAAAAACACCCAGACGCCACCCUACAUGAUCACCGAUGAUCUCUCUACGCCAAGCUCUUCCGGCUCCGGGCCGCCCCAACCGCCGCCGCUUCCGCCCCCACCGCCGCUUCCGUCCAACGGCCUUCUCUUCGUGCUGCACCCGACCCGAUGGGCUGCACGGCGGGACGGGCGCAUGAAGAGCAGAAGGCGGCCAGUCGGUGGUAUUCCAAGGUGCUGCGGAAGGGACCUCACAUGACGAAGUUGAUGGAAAACCGCGUGCGCUAUUUGCCGUUAGAGAUCAGAGGCGCCUGCGUGUUGGUGAAGAUGGGUGGUAACAGAUACCGAAUCGACAACAGCAAGCUGAAUGACCGUGCUCAUGGCGUGUGUUUUCGAUUGUCAAAGAACAUAGAAGACCGAGAUGAUGAGCAUAUCGCUUAUUGGAACGACUACGUUGAUGGAGUGGACACAGGAGACGGAUGGAUUUCCUGUGACAUCGAUGCUAGAGGCUUGGAAUAUUUGGAGGACAUGGAAAAGGAGACGCCUCUGGAGACCCUCGACAAGUCUCUGCAACAGCUCGGCCGACCCACUUCCAAGAGCAGGAUGAUGAUCGUCAGCAGUAGCAGUUCGAAUGUGGAUGGGCGCUGGAUCUCCCGAGGCUACGCUGGGCAAAAGCUCAUUGAUGGUGAGCAUGUGCAAUAUGGUGCUGGCUUGAGCACCACCCUGGUUUGGGAAGGCCUUAACAGCUUUUCCAUUGACGUGGGCGGAGAGCGCCGACGGGCACGGCUCAUCGAUGAUAGUCUGGUGUGGAACGAUGGAGAUGUCUGGACGCGCGAUCCGCGCGAGACGAGGACGGUGAAGCCGAAGGAACACUGGGGCGACGCGUUGGAGCAACUGGAGGCACCCUUCACGGCUGUGUGCCACAAGGGCCUGAAGCCGGGAAGUCCUAACCAGGACGCUUGGUCGGUGCUUCGCGUGGAACAAGACCUCUCCCUCUACACCAUCUUCGAUGGCCACGGACCCCACGGCCACGACGUGGCGAACUUCGCCAAGAACGUGCUGCCGCGGCUGCUGGCGGCGGAUUCGAGGCUCUGGACCUUUGGCUCUCUCAAGGAGACCUUCACCGGAGCCUUCCGCUGGCUCCAUCAACUCAUCGAUACCAGCGAUGCCUACGACAAGCUCAACGCCCGAUGGUCCGGUUGUACCGGCUCAGCGGUCUUGCAUGCGCCCAACGGCCGGCUCUAUUUGGCGCACGUGGGAGACAGUAGCGUGGUGGUGGGCGGCCUCGAAGGAAAAGAGGUCACAGCCACACAGCUGACGCGCGAUCACAAGCCGGAGCUGAAGGAUGAGAUGGCGAGGAUCAUCGCGUCGGGAGGUCUCAUUGACUUCGAUGGCUUCUCCGACUACCGCAUCUACAACAAGGAUGGCUAUGGCGCCGGCUUGAACAUGACCCGCUCCCUGGGCGACCUGGAAGCGCAUCGCGAGACGGGCCUCAUCGCCGACCCCGAGUGUCGAGAGUACCAGUUGGGCCCCAAUGAUCAAGUCUUGCUCCUUUGCAGCGAUGGCAUCUGGGAGUUUAUGAGACCCCAGGAGGCCGUCGACCUGGUGCUGCGUUACCCUCAAAGCCAGGCCUUCCUGGCAGCUGAGGAGUUGGUGAAUGAAGCCAAACGGCGCUGGAUCCAACAGGCAGAGUACAUCGAUGACAUUACUGUAAUCGUGAUCCACCUCAAUCCCCGUGAACGUCGAUCUGCUGCAAUGGCAAGUGGUGGAGCCUGAGUCACGCUUAAGCGUGACGGCAUGGCAUGGGUUUUGUGGGCAUGUGUAGCUUGCCAUAGCCAACUGCAUAGUGUUUAGGCCUUUUUAGGCCACCUUUGUUAACUGUUGCAUCGUCCAACUGUUGCGCGGCAUUUGCAAUUGGAUUUCAAUGCAUCUGAAUCUUUGUUAAUGCACUUUGUGGCUGCGACCAAGAGUGUUGCACCUCGAAGGAGAUGUAGGAAUUUCACGGCUCAUGCCUGGCUCAGCCCUAAUUCAUAGUCAUUGGCCGUCCUCAGGGAAUGAGCUCAACGAGUUGCCUAGAACCAAAGCGAUCUGAUUCUUUUCCCCACUUCGCUGCGUGGCGGAAAAUCGCACCGAA